Molecule: messenger RNA, 3991 nt
Organism: Arvicanthis niloticus (Nile rat)
Lineage: Eukaryota; Metazoa; Chordata; Mammalia; Rodentia; Muridae
Gene: Raph1
Product: Ras association (RalGDS/AF-6) and pleckstrin homology domains 1
Biological process (GO): signal transduction
Cellular component (GO): cytosol; plasma membrane
Source: RefSeq, a predicted model, not a curated record
UGCGAGGCGGCGGCUGGAAGGCGCGAGCGGCUGCUUCCUAGCGCAGGGCUCCGUGAGGGCCGAGGGGCUGCCGCGAUGGAGCAACUAUCAGAUGAAGAGAUUGACCAUGGUGCCGAAGAAGACAGUGACAAGGAAGAUCAGGACCUGGAUAAAAUGUUUGGGGCUUGGCUUGGGGAACUGGACAGACUUACUCAGAGUUUGGAUUCUGACAAGCCCAAAGAACCAGUAAAAAGAUCUCCUCUUCGCCAGGAAACAAAUAUGGCCAACUUUUCUUACCGUUUCUCCAUAUACAACUUGAAUGAAGCUCUGAGUCAGGGCGAGACUGUGGACCUGGAUGCCCUGAUGGCCGACCUGUGCUCUAUAGAGCAGGAGCUUAGCAGCAUCGGCUCAGGGAAUAGUAAGCGUCCAGUCACAGAACAGCCAAAAGUCACUCAGAAGCAGCCUGCGGGCCGACACACAUCAAAACAUGGCACCCUGAGAGGACUACCACCUUCCUCUAACAGAACAGCUAAACCCUCCCACGCUAACUACUCCCUGGAUGACAUCACUGCACAGUUAGAACAGGCUUCCUUGAGCAUGGAUGAGGCUGCUCAGCAGUCGGUAGUAGAAGACUCCAAGCCUUUAGUGACAAAUCAGCACAGAAGGACCGCCUCAGCAGGCACUGUGAGUGAUGCUGAAGCUCGCUCCAUCAGCAAUUCCUCCCGGUCAAGCAUCACUUCUGCAGCCUCCAGCAUGGAUUCUUUGGAUAUUGACAAAGUGACACGCCCUCAAGAACUUGAUUUGACAACACACCAGGGACAGCCAAUUACUGAGGAAGAACAGGCAGCAAAACUGAAAGCUGAGAAGAUCCGAGUUGCUCUGGAGAAAAUUAAAGAGGCUCAAGUGAAAAAGCUGGUGAUCAGGGUCCACAUGUCUGAUGACAGCUCUAAAACAAUGAUGGUGGACGAGAGACAGACAGUGAGACAAGUGCUGGACAACUUGAUGGAUAAAUCUCACUGUGGCUACAGUUCAGACUGGUCGCUGGUGGAGACCGUUUCCGAGUUACAGAUGGAAAGAAUCUUUGAAGACCAUGAAAACUUGGUUGAAAAUCUUCUUAAUUGGACAAGAGACAGCCAAAAUAAGCUUAUAUUCAUGGAGCGUAUAGAAAAAUAUGCACUUUUUAAAAACCCCCAGAAUUAUCUUCUAGGGAAAAAGGAAACAGCUGAGAUGGCAGACAGAAACAAAGAAGUGCUGUUAGAGGAAUGCUUUUGUGGAAGUUCUGUAACUGUCCCAGAAAUUGAAGGAGUCCUUUGGUUGAAAGAUGAUGGCAAGAAGUCCUGGAAAAAGCGAUAUUUUCUCUUGCGAGCAUCUGGUAUCUACUAUGUCCCUAAAGGAAAAGCAAAAGUAUCUCGGGAUCUAGUGUGCUUUCUCCAGCUGGAUCAUGUAAAUGUAUACUAUGGGCAGGACUAUCGAAACAAAUACAAAGCACCCACAGACUGCUGUCUGGCGUUAAAGCACCCACAGAUCCAAAAGAAGUCUCAGUAUAUCAAGUACCUUUGCUGUGAUGACGCACGGACUCUGCAUCAGUGGGUCAGUGGAAUCCGCAUCGCCAAGUAUGGGAAGCAGCUCUACACGAAUUACCAAGAAGCCUUGAAGAGGACAGAAUCAGCUUAUGAUUGGACCUCCUUAUCCAGCUCCAGCAUCAAAUCCGGAUCUAGUUCUUCCAGUAUCCCGGAGUCUCAGUCAAAUCACUCUAAUCAGUCUGACAGCGGAGUGUCUGACACCCUGCCUACUGGACACAUCCGUUCCCAAAGUACUGUGAGCUCCAUCUUCUCUGAAGCCUGGAAGCGAGGCACUCAGUUGGAAGAGUCCAGCAAGGCCAGGAUGGAGUCUAUGAAUCGGUCCUACACUUCACUUAUGCCCCCUCUGUCCCCUCAAACUAAGAUCAUCACCCCUUAUACUGCCUCACAACCUUCACCGCCUCUGCCUCCUCCUCCGCCACCACCUCCUCCUCCUCCACCUCCACCACCACCACCUCCUCCUCCUCUCCCCAGCCAGUCUGCACCAUCUGCAGGCUCAGCAGCCACCAUGUUUGUCAAGUACAGCACAAUCACCAGGCUGCAGAAUGCAGCUCAGCAUUCAGGGACCCUGUUUAAGUCUCCAGCACCACCAACGAUGCAGCCUCUUCCAUCGGCUUCACAGUCCAAGGCUCAAAUUGUGGUGCCCCCCAAUGGAGUUAUUCCUCCACCUCCUCCUCCUCCCCCACCCCCAACCCCUGGCUCAGCGAUGGCCCAGUUAAAGCCAGUGCCAUGUGCCCCAUCCCUACCACAGUUCAGCCCCCAACCUCCUCCACUGAAGAUUCAUCAGGUUCAGCAUCUUCCUCAGGCGGCCCCUCCUACACCCCCACCAGCUCCUCCCAUCCCUGCAACUGUCCCUCCUCAAGCACCCCCUAAACCUCUGGUGACCAUUCCUCCUUCAGCCAGCACAAAGACUGUGUCACCAGUAGUAGCACAAGCUGUACCACCUACCCCUGCACCUCCAGUGCCCCCCACAAAGAAACAGCCAGUUUUCCCCGUUUCUCACAUUCCACCCACUCCCCCCAUCCAGCCUACUCCAUAUCCCCCACCAACACUACCCAAGCAGCAGAGCUUUGGGAUAAAGCCACCCCCCUCUCCGCUGUCCCCUGUGCCCUCAGUUGUGAAGCAGAUAGCCAGUCAAUUUCCACCCCCUCCCACUCCUCCUCCUGUGGACUCUCAGCCCCUAAAAUCCCUCCCAGCAAGUGUCACCCCACAGUCCCCUCCUGCAGUAAAAGCAAAACCCAAAUGGCAGCCCAGUUCAAUCCCUGUCCCUUCUCCAGAUUUCCCUCCUCCCCCUCCUGAAAGCAGCCUGGUGUUUCCUCCACCACCUCCUCCAGCCCCAGCCCCACCACCACCACCACCACCACCACCACCACCACCACCACCACCACCACCAGUGCCACCCAUGGCUUCACCUACCCCUGACAAAGGUGGCUCUCCAGGCAAAAAGACAAGUAAGAUGUCCAGCCCUGGGGGGAAGAAACCACCCCCAACCCCACAGCGUAACUCCAGCAUUAAGUCCGGCAGUUGUGCAGAGCACCCUGAGCCCAAGCGACCCUCGGUAGACAGUCUAGUCAGCAAGUUUGCACCACCAGCUGAAUCAGGGUCUCCCAGCAAGGAGACCCCACCACCUCCUGCAGCACCCCCCAAACCUGGGAAACUUCACCUUUCUGGAGUCAACCUCCCUGGAAUCCACCAGCAAGGGAUUGUAUCAGCAAAACCCUCUGUUCUGAGUGGGCGUGGAAAGGACACGGUAGUGGAAUUUCCAUCUCCACCAUCCGAUUCUGACUUUCCACCCCCUCCACCUGAAAUAGAGCUUCCUCUGCCUCCUAUUGAGAUUCCAGCUGUAUUCUCGGGGAACACCUCCCCCAAAGUGGCAGUUGUUAAUCCUCAGCCACAGCUUUGGUCUAAAACAUCAGUGAAGAAGGCCCCCCCACCCACCCGACCCAAACGCAAUGACAGUACCCGCCUCACUCAAGCUGACAUCUCUGAACAGCCAGCGAUGACCACAGUUGUGCCACAAGUGCCCACCUCUCCUAAAUCCAGCCUUAGUGUCCAGCCUGGAUUCCUAGCUGAUCUUAACAGGACAUUGCAACGCAAGUCUAUCACACGGCAUGGCUCCCUCUCCUCCUCACGUAUGUCCAGAGCAGAACCCACAGCCACAAUGGAUGACAUGGCACUACCCCCACCACCACCAGAACUGCUGUCCGACCAGCAGAAGGCUGGCUUUGGAGGUAGUCAUAUUUCGGGCUAUGCAACAUUGCGAAGAGGACCCCCUCCCGCUCCUCCUAAGAGAGACCAGAAUACUAAGCUCUCAAGAGACUGGUAGCCACAAGACUUAUUUUCAUGCUAUCUAUAAUCAGUUCUACAAUCAGUUCAUCUGAUCAUCUGAAUCCAGGUGUUCAGAGCCUCCUGAUAUGUUAUUCAGGUAGUGU